AUGGCUCCUGAAGCUGAUUCUAGAGGUGUGCUCCAUGCUGCAAAUUACCUACAUGUCUCUACUGCAGUUGUGGAGCCUUAUAAUAGUGUUCUUUCUACGCACUCUCUCCUCCAACACACAUAUGUGGCUGUGAUUUUGGACAAUGAAGCCAUUUACGAUAUCUGCCAGAGAUCCCUAGACAUUGAAAGGCCAACUUAUACCAAUUUGAACAGAUUGAUUUCUCAAAUAAUAUCGUCUUUGACAACUUCUUUAAGGUUUGAUGGGGCCAUUAAAGUAGACGUUAUAGAGUUCCAGACGAACCUUGUACGAUAUCCCCGUAUACAUUUCAUGCUCUCCUCGUAUGCCCUUGUAAUUUCAACUACGAAAGCAUACCAUGAGCAGUUAUCUAUACCUGAGAUCACAAAUUCAGUGUUUGAGGCGACAAGCAUAAUGGCAAAAUGUGAUCUGAGGCAUGGGAAAUAUAUGGCUUUCUGCUUGAUGUAUCGUGGAGAUGUUGUUCCAAAGGAUGUUAAUGUAGCCGUUGCCACUAUCAAGACCAAACGGACUGUACGGUUUGUUGACUGGUGGUUUGUAAUGGCAUUAAGAAGAAAAUUAGAGAAAUAA
Messenger RNA from Camellia sinensis, 603 nucleotides. The record is from RefSeq and is a predicted model, not a curated record. Lineage: Eukaryota; Viridiplantae; Streptophyta; Magnoliopsida; Ericales; Theaceae.